AGCUCCAGCAUCCUCACCAUUGUGUAAACAGAUGGUUCUGUCUUUCGACUUCUCGAGCUGCGCACCAUCAUGGCCGGACGGCCGUCUGCAGCAAUGAAUCUUUUGCUCCUAGUCUUUUUGGCUUCAGCUUUCGCACAAGAUGACGUUGACGAAGAGGCUGAUCUUGACUUUCUGGGCUGGUUUGCGAAGGGCGAGAUCGCGUACCUGGACAACCACUGGUCCGAGUGCGUCGAAGCCAUGCAAAAUUCGAUAGCGGACUUCAAACGUUACAAAUCGGAAGUGAUCCGGUGCAGAAUCGGAUGCAGGGACGAGGCGGAGGCUGCGCAGCCCCUUUCGCCUGUGGAUAUAGAGGACCUCGGCUUCUUUGAGCGCCAGCUCAGGGCCACCCUUUGCAUGCUCAAGUGCAAGGAACAGAAGAGAAUAAAGAGGGUGGGGGCGUACAGCAAGGAUAUUUUGAGCCGUUUUGAGCAGCUCCAACCCUAUGACUACAUCCAGCUUUGCUAUUUCCAGAGGAAUGAGCUGAAAAAGGCUGCCGACGCGGCAUUUACCUUCCUUGUGGCAAACCCCUCGCAUGAAAGCAUGAGCAGAAAUUUAAAAUUCUUCCUGGACCUGCCAGAAGUUGACAAUAAUGACGUCACUAAUCUUGAGGCAAAGAGAUACGUCUCACUUUACAUCCACGGUGUUGAUCUUUAUGGAAAAGAAAAUUAUGAAGCAGCUAUUCAACACAUGGAAGAGUCCCUUGCUGAUUAUUUGCAGAAUGAGAGGGAGUGCCGGGCGUACUGUGAGAAACCCUUUGAUCAGGGCUGGUACCCUGAGUUUGUUCCUUCCAUUGCAAAUCACUUUGCAUUUGUCCUGAAAUGCAAAUCAAAUUGUAGCUAUAACAUGAACAACCUGAACGGCGAAAAGUACGAAGAUCUUCUACCUAGUCAUUACCACUAUCUUCAAUAUUCUUAUUUUAAAGUUGAUAAGCUAAUGGAAGCAAUUGAAGCGGCUGUGAGUUACCUCCUCUUUUACCCAGAAGAUAAAGAUAUGCUGGACAAUAUCAAAUACUACAAGUCUCUUCCCAAUGCAAAUCCAGAACUUUUCAAGCCUAGAAAAGAGGCAGUUGAUUACAUCCAGCGUUACAAGUACGAGCAGAAGAUUCUUAACUUUAUCCAGAGCGAGUUCAAUUUUAAAAGUGUCAACAAGAAAGGCGAUGAUGAAGAAGUUGAAACCAAAGAUGGCCCUGCCAGUACUGACAAGAAUGAAAUUGAGAAUACUGAGAUCAUGAAGGAUUCCUGACUAUUAAGGUUGCGAGUAACUCGCAAACUCUAAUAAUUAGAACUUGCCACUUCACUGCCAGAGAUUCUAAACGCAAUAAAAUGUGAGCUAUAAAAUGACCAUAUUUUGGGUACUGUCAGUUAUAAUUGAAUAAAAUCACUAACUAAAUUAAUAAAUUAGUUUUUUUCUACCAUGAACAAUGUUAAAUAAUAAGGUCAGUUUUGAACUGUAGUGAAUUUAAUCUCAAAAGAAUGAUUUAAAAAUAAAAUCAUCGGCGUCGAUGCGGGCUUUUACUCUUUUUCCUCCUUUCUCUGCUCCUGUCUCUGCUUUUCUUCCUUUCCCUACUUCGGCUUCUUUUCCUCUCACGGCUCCGCUUCCGUUCCCUACUCCUGCUCCGCUUCUUGUGCUUGUGUUUUCUUCUUUCUGGACUCUCCUCUCUUUCCUCAUCCUGCUUAUUGGUCUCGACGCUCUUCUUCAAAUGAACUAACCCGUAAGUUUUCUCCGCAGAGCCAUUGGCACUUGCCACUUUGUCCAAACUACGCUGGACAAGAGCUGCAUUAUCAGAACCUGAAGAAUCAUGUUGUAAUUAAAUGGAAUAGAGAUUUACGCUGUUGGCGUUUAAUAAAUCAAA
Messenger RNA from Cloeon dipterum, 1891 nucleotides. RefSeq names its product prolyl 3-hydroxylase 1-like. Lineage: Eukaryota; Metazoa; Arthropoda; Insecta; Ephemeroptera; Baetidae. Gene Ontology annotation, molecular function: protein binding; collagen binding. The coding region runs from base 70 to 1281 and encodes 403 amino acids. The record is from RefSeq and is a predicted model, not a curated record. Gene Ontology annotation, biological process: collagen fibril organization. The transcript is spliced from 7 exons. Gene Ontology annotation, cellular component: endoplasmic reticulum.